This is a messenger RNA of Rotaria sp. Silwood1, 564 nucleotides long. Lineage: Eukaryota; Metazoa; Rotifera; Eurotatoria; Philodinida; Philodinidae. The record is from the annotation of a GenBank genome assembly.
AUGUUUAAUCAUAUUUUUGUUUACAAAAAGAAUGUACUCGAUUUUAAAACAAAAGUAGCAGUGCAACUGAAACAUAAUCGUAGUGGUGUCUGUAGUAAUCGUGGUAGUGUCUGUAGUGAUCGUGGUAGUGUCUGUAGUGAUCGUGGUAGUGUCUGUAGUGGUCGUAGUCGUGGUAGUGUCUGUAGUGGUCGUAGUCGUGGUAGUAUCUGUAGUAGUCGUGGUAGUGUCUGUAGUAGUCGUGGUAGUGUCUGUAGUGGUCGUAGUCGUGGUAGUAUCUGUAGUAGUCGUGGUAGUGUCUGUAGUGGUCGUAGUCGUGUCUGUUGUAGUAGUCGUUGUAGUUGUCGAAGUGGUCGUCGUAGUGGUCUUAGUUGUCGUCGUGGCAGUCGUUUUAGUCGUUGUAGUGGUAGUCGUUUUAGUCGUUGUAGUGGUCGUCGUCGUGGUAGUUGUUGUAGUCGUCGUCGUGGUAGUUGUUGUGGUCGUCGUGGUGGUCGUCGUUGUAGUCGUCGUGGUUGCUGUAGUACUAGUAGAUGUAGUUGUCGUAGUAGUCGAUGUUUUUGUCACUAG